Drosophila nasuta is the source of this 1356-nucleotide messenger RNA. RefSeq lists its product as uncharacterized. Bases 1 to 1356 code for a protein of 451 amino acids. The record is from RefSeq and is a predicted model, not a curated record. NCBI's taxonomy places the organism in Eukaryota, Metazoa, Arthropoda, Insecta, Diptera, Drosophilidae. The transcript has 3 exons. Gene Ontology annotation, molecular function: nucleic acid binding.
AUGCAGCGCAAGUCCUAUGUGAGGACUUCCUCGACCGUUUCUCCAGGUUCGAUCGAGCGCCGAGUGUUUGCGUAUGUGCGAAGGUUUGCCCAGCGUUGCCGCCAUCCCAAGGUCUCGUUUCCAGAGAGGCUCAGCUCUCAAGAGCUUGCAGAAGCUCAAGAGAGGCUGAUUGUACAGGCUCAGAAUCGGGUAUACGCGAAAGAGUGUGCUUCCCUCCGGUCCCAUAAUCGUUUAAUCGGGUCAAGCGAUAUCCUAAGCUUGAAUCCGUUCCUUGACAAGCAAGGUGUCCUGCGUUCCUGUGGACGCGUAAGAGCAUCCACCUCCUUAUCCUACGACGAACGGCAUCCAAUAAUUCUCCCGUUCGGCUGCGUGUUUUCACGCCUCCUGGUUUCCUUCACGCAUCAAGUCUCCCUCCAUGGAGGCAACCAAUUGGUGAUGCGGCUGGUCCGAACCAAGUACUGGACUCCCAAGCUAAGGAACUUGGUGAAGACAGUAAUUAGUGCAUGCAAGACCUGCGUGCUCCAGUCGCAGCUGAUGGGUGAUCUCCCAACCGCUCGGUCGACUUUUUCGCGACCUUUCACUAACUCCGGAGUAGACUUCGCCGGUCCUUCGACGUCAAGAGCUACCACGAAGGCAAUCCAUCAUGAGGCGACCACGGAUCUGACAGCGGAAAAGUUCUUGGAAGCUUUCUCCCGAUUCGUGGCACGACGCGGGUGCCCUCUUCACAUGUACUCUGACAACGGGAAAACCCAUCAAGAUCUUGCAUAUCAUUUCAACCCACCUGGUGCCCCUCACAUGGGGGGUCUGUGGGAAGCAGGCCUCAAGAGUUUCAAGACGCAUUUCUACAAGACGGUUUCCUCUGUAAAACAUACGUUCGAGGAACUUUCCACCCUCCUGUCCAAAAUUGAAGCGUGCCUCAAUUCGCGGCCUUUGUCUCCUAUGUCAGAGGAUGUGAGCGACUUGGCGGCACUUACUCCCGGUCAUUUCCUGAUCGGGGGUCCGCUACUCUCCAUGGCGGAGCCAGAGUCCAGAGAGGAUGUGGAGUCCAUCCGCAACCGCUGGCAACGGCUCAAGGCUCUCAAUCAGCAUUUCUGUGUGCGAUGGAAGAACGAAUAUUUGAAGGAAUUGCAUAAGCGGAAUAAGUGGCAGUCACCUUCACGCGAUCUCCAAAUCGGUGACAUGGUGGUCAUCAGAGAGGAGAAUAUACCACCACAAGAAUGGCGCCUCGGGCGUGUGCUAACCGCUUGCCCAAGUGCUGAUGAAAGGGUCCGUGUGGUAGACCUCCAGACGUGUCGUGGUGUUUUCCGCCGACCAGUUGCAAAGCUGGUCCUCCUUCCUACGGGACGCGCGCUCUGA